Acanthoscelides obtectus is the source of this 3729-nucleotide messenger RNA. The record is from the annotation of a GenBank genome assembly. NCBI's taxonomy places the organism in Eukaryota, Metazoa, Arthropoda, Insecta, Coleoptera, Chrysomelidae.
GUGCCAACCAUAAGCAUCAGUGGUGGAAUCAACCGGUGAAUUAAAGAAUCCACCUGUAACGCGAAUUCAUUGCGGCUAGAAUGACAAACGAGAAGGAUAGCGCUAGUCAGGGCAAAACAUUGGCAAAACAUGGUGGUCCAUUGUGGUAUUUCCAUAUAUGUUCUAAAGAUUUUUGGUGAAUGUUUGUUUUUAGUGACGUUAAAGAUUAAUAGUGAUAGUUUGCGACAAUUAUUAUAAACAUUUUUAUGCCGGACAGCCUUCAAGGGCUGUUGUUUUAUGUGAUAUUUGUUUAAAAAUGGUUGAAUCUUGCAGUGCGGUGAAUUGUUGCAAUAGACGCAGAAAAGAUGUGAAAAUGAAGUUUCACAGGAUACCUACAUAUCCUAACAUGAGGAAGUUGUGGUUACAUGCUAUAAGAAGAGAAAACUUUACUCCCAGUACAACAACGGUAAUUUGUGAAAAGCAUUUCACUCCAGAGGAUUAUGAAGUUAGUGUUCAUGGAAAUAAGGUACUAAAAAAGGUGGCAGUUCCAUCUGUGUUUGAUUUUCCAGCCCAUCUCAAUAAAGAACCUAGCCAUGGAAGGGUUUUGAAAAGAAAACAUGAAGAAUCCAACAGAACAAACUUUGGCUAUUGGUGAAGUAGUGGAAGAACCUAAAAAUGGCGAUCAUGCUGAUGAUGGAAAUAUAUUGGCAGCUGGUCCUUCAAACGUAACACAAAAACUAGGAUUUUUAGAAUCAAGUGAACCUUCAAACAUAUGCAAUUUAAGGGUCAGAAGAUCACCAGUAUACUUUGGGGAUUUCAAAAUUUCAGAUUUAAAUAAUGUGCAGCGUCGGAAGAGAUUUUGGAAAACUGCUCAUGAAACUGUUCAUAAGUUCCAAAAAAUUAACAAGUACAAUCAGUGUAAAAUUCGUAGCCAAAGAAAUAAAAUAAAAAGUCUGAAUAGUCUGGUAGAUGAACUACCUAAGGAGAAGAGAAUAUCUGCAGCUCAGUCAAUAGUAUUGAAGGUAGACAUUUGAUGAACAGAUACUUUGCUGCUACAAUUGUUACCUUGUUGUUGUUUAUUUUCAUUUGUAAAAUUUUUAUUUCAAUUGUUGAACUCUGUUGAACAUCUAUUGAUUACUAGCUAGAGUGAUCAUUUUACCAUCACAGUAUUUAGAUUUUACAUUUGGAGCAUGAAAUUUUUAGCUUAAAAUUAUGAUGCAUGCAUACAUUUUGUAUUAACAGGAAAGUCUCCCAGAAACCCAAAAGCAACUGCUUUUCAGGCAGUUGAAAAAAAGAAAAUCUAACUAGUAUAGCCCAGAAUUAAGGUGUUUUGCACUAACAUUGAAUUUUUAUUCAUCAUCAGGAUACAACUAUGUUAGAAAAAUAUUUGGAAAAAAUGUUCUACCACACCCUCGCACACUUUCAAAAUGGUAUAGUGUUGUAGAUGGUACACCUGGAUAUAGUGCAGAAGCACUUCGUGCUAUCAAAAUUAAGGUGGAUGUUGAUAAACAAAAGGGAAAACAGCUAGUUGGCGCCUUGAUGAUGGAUGAAAUGUAUAUUCGUCAGCAUUUACAUUGGACAGGAAGUAGAUUAGUAGACUACAUAAAUAUUGGUGUUGCAAUGCAAAGCAGUGAGGAGAUCCCAAAGGCUACAAAAGCUUUAGUUUUCAUGGUUGUUUGCAUUAACAGUAGAUGGAAAGUUCCAAUAGCAUAUUUUCUAGUAGAAUCUUCAUCGGUUGAAGAAAAGGCUACCUUUGCGAGGGGCUGUUUACUGCAAUUAGAAAGCACUGGAAUGUUAAUUAAGAGUUUGACUUUUGAUGGUGAUGCAUCCAAUAUCCUUAUGGCCAAUUUAUUAGGUGCAAAUUUAACUUUUCCAUGUACUAAGCCUUUUUUCAUAAACUCUCUCAAUAAUGAAAAAAUACAUAUAAUAUUAGAUGCUUGUCACAUGAUUAAAUUGGUGCGCAAUACUUUAGGUGACUAUGGUGUUUUAAAAGAUGGUGGAGGGAAUGAGAUUAGGUGGGAAUAUUUCAAACAGCUUGUCAACUUGCAAGAGGAUACAGGUCUACAUUGCGCCACCAAGCUGAGGAGGAGACACUUGAACUACUACAAAGAAAAAAUGAGAGUAAAGUCAGCAGUACAAACAUUUAGUUCAAGUGUGAGUGAUGCCUUAGAGUAUUGUGCAAAAGAUUUAAAUAUACAUUCUUUUCAAUGUGCAGAAGCCACUGCAACAUAUUGCAGAAAUAUAAAUGAUAUAUUUGAUCUGUUAAAUGUAAGAAACUUUUUUGGCUCCACCCAGUUCAAAAAACCUUUGUAUAGGGGUAAUGAGGAAUUUCUAACAAAUUUUGUAAAUAGUUCUAUUAGAUAUUUAAGUACACUAACAAUCUAUGAAGGUGUUAAUAUAUAAGAAACCAGUAGAAAAACAGGUUUUUUGGGCUUGAUAAUUUGUUUAGUUAGUACGAAAAACUUAUUCGAGGAUUUGGUGAAAGGUGAAGUAUUAAAUUUUUUAUUGACCUAUAAAUUAAGCCAGGAUCAUUUGGAAAUGUUUUUUGCAGCAAUACGCAGUAGAGGAGGAUUUUCAAAUAAUCCAACUGCUUGGCAUUUUGAACAAGCGUAUAAGAGGUUAUUAAUUCACGGCGAAAUCGCUUCGUCUGCAAGUGCAAAUUGCCUUGCUAUGGAUCAUACAUCUAUUUUAAAUGUCUCCUCCAGGAAAAUGAAAAACCCUUGCUUUGAUCUUUUGUACGAAUUUGAGGAAGAUUUUUCCCCUAAUUUGCAGGAGCAGUAUAUUGUCAAUCACAACAAAUUUUUUUAAUUGUGUAUAUAUUUGUGAUGUUGUUCAAUAUAUAGCAGGUUUUGUUAGCAAAAAAAUUGUUCAAACCUCGAAUUGUAAUGAAUGUGCCUGAUCAGUGACAACAUCUGAUUCUGAUUGCAUGCUGCUGAAUCGGAAAAAUAUAGGAGGUUUAAUCAAGCCUACAAAAGAUGUUGUAAAAAUUUGUAUGGUUGCAGAAGGUAUAAUAAAAACUGAAACAAACUUUUCUCAUCCUACUAUAAUGUUAAGAUUGGUCUCUGCUGCAAUGAGAAAUUUAAAUUUGAACAAGGUUUUUUUAUGUUUAUCUAAGCACUCUCUAGAGAAAGACUCACUUGAUGGACAUAUUAUUCAAUUGGUCAGACUUAUGAUGAAAAAUUAUUUGACUAUUCGGCUUCACCACAUAGAUUCCACAAAAAAUCAAAUAACAGACAGAAUUAGGCAAAGGUUAACAAAAACUAUUCAUUUUAAAAAUCAGUAAAUCAGCAAUUUUUAAAUUAGGUAUAAACAUAUAAAUUCACAGAUGAACCUACUACUCAUUAAUAUUCUUUUAAAACUUUCAUUUAUUUUUUUAUCAGGGACAUAAUUUCUAGAAUGAACUAUGGUAUAACCUAUAUUGUAUUAUAAUGAAAAACUGUGCAUCUACAGUAUUGUUAAUGCCAUUGUGCACAAAUAUUUUGUAUACAUAUAUACAUAUAAGGGUUUUUUCUUUGUACUCUUUAAUCUCUACAAAACUGGACGUGUUCCCACUAGAUUUAGUGUUGACAGCUACAGUACUAUAAAAAUAAAUUUAAAUGUGCAUAAAUACUAUUUGGAACAUUAUAAAGAUAUAUAGAAAAUAACAUGUAUUUAUUGUGAUAUUUCUUAGAUCUCUUAUUUUUUAUAUGCAAGAUAUAGCAUAUUAGAGCAGUUAAGUUAAUUGCAGACAUGUAAUCUCUUUGCUACCUG